AUGAAACUUUUCCUUGUUUGGAGUGUGGAAAAUCUUUUACCCAGAAGGCCGAAUUUAAGGACACACACACUACUCACACGGGGGAGAAGCCGUUCUCAUGUUGUGAAUGCGGGAAGUGUUUCUCCUGGAAAUCAUCCCUCAUCAUACACGAGAAGGUUCACACAGGGGAGAAGCCGUAUUCAUGUUCAGAGUGCGGCAAACGCUUCAGCGAGAGAUCCAACUUGCUCAACCACGAGAGGACCCCACACUUCUGAGAAGCCGUUUUACUGUUCAGAGUGCGGAGAGUGUUUCACCCGUAGGGAAACCCUUGUCUCGCACCAACGGUCUCACUCAGGGGAGAAGCCGUAUUCCUGUUCUGAAUGUGGCAAAUGUUUCUCCUGGAAGUAUCAAUUUCUCAGGCACGAGAGGAGCCACCGUGGAGAGAAGCCAUAUUCCUGUUCAGAAUGUGGCAAACGCUUCACCGAAAGAUCGAACCUUUUCCUGCAUCAAAAAAUUCAUGCCAGCGAUCGGCCUUAUUUGUGCUCUGAGUGCGGGUCUAGUCUGAUACGACACGAGAAGGUCCACACCGGAGACAACCCGUAUUCAUGUUCCAAAUGUGGAAAAGGCUUUAAAAACAGAUCAAAUCUGGUAAGGCACGAGAAGGCACACAAUGGUGACCGCCCAUACUCGUGCUCUGAAUGUGGGAGAGGUUUUAUCAAUAAAUCGGACCUGGUUGUUCAUGAGAGGGUCCACACGGGUGAUAAACCGUAUCCGUGUUCUGAAUGUGAAAGACGGUUUUCUCAUAACUCACAUCUCGUUUUGCACCAGAAAAUUCAUUCGCGGACAAAACCUUAUGGGUGCUCAGCCUGCGAGAAGUCCUUUACCCAGAAGUCCCAUCUCUUCACCCAUCUACGGGUUCACACGGGGGAGAAGCCCUAUUCUUGCUCGCUGUGCGGGAAAUGUUUCCGAGACAAAGCCAAUCUUCUCAGACACGGAAGAAUCCACAAGGAAGACAAGCCCUAUUCAUGUCAGGUGUGCGGGAGGUGCUUUAAAGAUAAGUCGAAUCUCUCUAAACACCACAGGACUCACACAGGGGAGAAGCCCUAUUCUUGCUUCGAGUGCGGGAAAUGUUUUACAAGAAACAGCCACCUUGUCGUCCAUCAAAGAGUCCACACUGGGGAGCGACCAUAUCCAUGUGUGGAAUGCGGCAAAAGCUUCACCUGCAAAUCACAUCUUAUUUACCACCAGAGAGUUCACACGUCCGAAAAACCGUUCACCUGUUCCGAAUGUGGAAAGUGUCUCUCGCGCCUGUCAACCUUUAUAGCGCACCAGAGACUUCACACGGGAGAAAAGCCCUACCGCUGCGCUGAGUGUGGGAAGGGAUUUACCGACAAAGCGUACCUUGCCGACCAUGAGAAAAUUCACGCCACCGACAAGCCGUUUCCAUGUACCGAAUGCGGGAAGUCUUUCACGCAAAGGUCCAACCUCGUUCAUCACCAAAGAACGCACACGGGCGAGAGGCCUUUCACGUGUUCGGAGUGCGGGAAGAGUUUUACCCAGAUGGGAAGUCUGACAUCCCAUCAGAGGACCCACACUGGAGAAAAACCAUACCCAUGUGCCAAGUGUGGGAAAUGUUUUUCCCAGAAGACAUCACUGAUCAAACACGAGCAGGUUCACCUGGGGGAAAAGCCAUACAUAUGUUCCGAAUGCGGGAAGUGGUUUGCCGACAAAUCGUACCUGGACGUACAUCAAAGAGUUCACACCGGGGUAAAGCCCUAUUGGUGUUCAGAUUGUGGGAAAUGUUUUACCCAAAAGGGCAAUCUUGUUAUGCAUCAAAGACUCCACACGGGUGAGAAGCCAUAUUCCUGCUCCAAAUGUGGAAAAUGUUUUGCCGAAAAAGGUCCACUGAUCCGACAUCAAAAGUCUCACACCGGAGAGAAGCCAUACUCCUGUUCUGAAUUCGGGAGAUGUUUUGCACUAAAGUCCACUCUUGUUAACCAUCCGAGGACCCACACGGGAGAGAAGCCUUUUUCCUGUUCUGACUGCGGACGAUGCUUCACUCAGAAAGUGGACUGCGUUAAACAUGAAAGGACCCACAGGAAAGAGAAGCCAUAUUUAUGCUGCCAGUGCGGGAAAGGUUUUGUGACCAAGUCAUCGCUUAUAUACCAUCAGAUGACACACACAGGUCAGAAGCCUUUUUCCUGCCCGGAGUGUGGAAAAUGCUUUGUCCUGAAAGCGGAACUGAAAAAACACGCCAGAGUUCACACUGGGGAGAAACCAUAUUCUUGCAGCCAGUGUGGAAAAAGCUUUCCAGAUAUAGCUGGUCUUGACCGCCACAAAAUAAUCCACAUGGACCAGAAGCCUCAUUCCUGUUCAGAGUGCGGGAAGGGCUUUGCAACAAAAUCAGCUUUGGAUUAA
Molecule: messenger RNA, 2397 nt
Organism: Staurois parvus
Lineage: Eukaryota; Metazoa; Chordata; Amphibia; Anura; Ranidae
Source: the annotation of a GenBank genome assembly